This is a messenger RNA of Toxotes jaculatrix (banded archerfish), 7312 nucleotides long. Its product is annotated as zinc finger C3H1 domain-containing protein-like. The transcript has 35 exons. The record is from RefSeq and is a predicted model, not a curated record. Gene Ontology annotation, molecular function: protein binding. Gene Ontology annotation, biological process: RNA processing. Gene Ontology annotation, cellular component: nucleus; exosome (RNase complex). Bases 160 to 6456 code for a protein of 2098 amino acids. Lineage: Eukaryota; Metazoa; Chordata; Actinopteri; Toxotidae.
GUGUCUCGCGGUAUUUGGCGGAGAAGAGACGCGGACGGUGAGCUGACGGCCGCGGCGGAUCGAGUUUAAACCAACUGAUGUUUAAAACGGUGAAAUGAGCGACAGGUGUACAGUCCGGUGAGUUUACGGUCCGCCGGCCGCUGCCGACUUCACUACAACAUGGAGUUAAACACGGUUAAUCGAUCUCCCAGAGAGGAGGGGGAGCUCGAAGACGGAGAGAUCUGCGAUGAUGAAACCGAGGAGAGUGUGCCGUUCCGGCGGGGGGAGGGUAGCAGGCCGGGGGCGCCCACGCGACCACGGAAACCCCACCAACACCCGCACAAUAUACUGUCACACAUGGGCCACCAGCCGCCGGACUUCCGCCUCCUGAUGCCAUACAACCUCGGACCUCACGGCCCCUUUCCCCCGGGCCACAGGCAGCAAUGUGGGCCGAGCGGGCCCGACCGGCCUCCUUCUCCUCUGCCGCCUCCGCUGCCGCCACCACCGGGACUCGGUCCUCACGGCGAACCCGGCCCGCGGUCCAGCUUCUGGGAGCGGAGCCACGGCGCCCUGGGCAGGUUCAGACACCGGGCCAUGCCUAACGGCGGACGCGGGGCCUGGAACCGAGGCUGCCGGGCGGAGGGAGGCAGAGUUCCCGUCGGUCGUUACGGGCCCGGAGAGAGUCACUGCAACAAGACCGACUCUCCCUCGAGAAAGCAGAAGCAGCUGGGCAGGAAGCAGGUGAGAACAGCUCCUCACAGCGUUUCCAAACCAGAGAACAGUGUUGACGAGUCCUUCGAGGACUUGCUGUCCAAGUAUAAACAGAUUCAGCUGGAGCUGGAGUGUAUCCGUAAAGAGGAGACCAUGGCUCUGGAGCCCAAAGCGUCCCCUGUCAGAGAGGACACACCAGACAACAGCGCCAGUAUUACAGAGACCAGAGCAGCUCCCGAAGCAGCUCACAGUCCGGCUGGACCAGAGGAGGCGUCGGAGCUGGAGAGGGCCGAGAAGAAAGUGUUCCAGGCGUUCAACAUCAAACCUCUGCGUCACAAACUGCCCACCCCUGCUAACCUGGACGAGCUGCAGAGGAAAUGGGCGGAUCAGGAGAAAGGUGAGAAAGAAGAGAGAGCAGAAGAUGGAGGAGAAACAGAACAGAAGCCUGAAACCGAGACAGAGGAGAAGACGUGUUCGUGCUGCAGCGAUGAGACGGACAGAGACGAGAAGGAGAAACCCCAAAAGACGUGUUCGUGUCGCAGAGAGUCGUCGGCCUCCAGCGAGGAGUCCGCCAUCUCUCCUGACAAGCCUGUGGUGAAGGUGGAGGAGGAGGAGCUGUCGGAGUUGCAGCUGCGCCUCCUCGCUCUGCAGUCAGCCAGUAAGAAGUGGCAGCAGAAGGAGCAGCAGGUGAUGAAGAAGAGCAAAGACCGGAUCACCAGAGCUGCGCAGGAGAAGACCUCCGCCCCCGGCUCAGGCCCCGGCCCCGGAGCUGCUCCACCCAGCAGGCAGAGAGUCACCACCAGGUCUGCCUCCUCUGCUGCUGCUGCUGCUGCCGCUGCAGAGAGGAACAGAACCAGGUCCAAACUUCUGGAGAGAGACAGAGACAGGCCCAAGACUGGGCCUCGACCUCCAGACAGAGAGAGACUUCCAGAGAGAGACCGACCCAAACAGAGUCCAAAACCUGGUCCCAAAGCUCCGCUGGACAGAAGCAGAACUCCAGGAAAACCCCACAUGGCCAAGAAGAUGAUCAGUCCAGGCUCAGCAGCCAAGCAGGCGUUCAGGAAGCAGCAGCUGAGGACGUGGAAGCUGCAGCAGCAGAGAGACCAGGAGGAGAAACGGCGGCAGGACGAAGAGGAGCGGCGCAAACGAGAGGACGAAAUCCGCAGGAUCCGCGACCUGUCCAACCAGGACGAGCAGUACAACCGCUUCAUGAAGCUGGUGGGAGGAAAGAUGAGGACACGCAGUAAAUCCAGGGAUCGUGAACACAGGAAGUCCACAGGUAAACAGGGCCUGGACGCCUCAGGUAACCUCUACCAGUAUGACAACUAUGACGAGGUCGCCAUGGACACAGACAGUGAGACCAGUUCACCAGUCCCGUCGCCCACACACCACACGCUGAGCGGUGAGGAUCCAGGUUGCUUCCCUCAGGUGUCUCUGUAUGUGACAGACUCUGCUCAGCUUGGACUGGACUUCUCUCAGCCCUUCCUCUCCCCCAUGCUGUCCGGUGUUCCUCCCCCACCUCCCCCUCUUCCACCUCCACCAGAUGAGCUGGAGCCUCCUCCCAAACCUCCCUUUGCUGAUGAGGAGGAGGAGGAGGAGAUGCUGCUGAGGGAGACGUGUCUGAUGUCAAUGGCCAACAAGAGGGUGGCGGCGACCGGGGAGAAGAGCUCCAGUGGUCCUCCGUCUCCAAGCUGUCCGCUCCCUGCAGGCGUCCAGCAGCCGCCCAGAGGAAACCUGAGCACCGUCAGUCUCAACACGGUGUCUCAGCCUCGAACCAAGUUCACCAGAGGACACCACGCCCCCAGAGCUCCGCUGGUGCUGCCCAGACACAAGUCGGUGGUGGUGUCUCUCAACGAUUCGGACGACAGUGACUCGGACGUGGACGCCUGCAGCUCCACGCAGGCGGUGUUCGGAGGACUGGAGUUCAUGAUCAAAGAAGCCAGGAGGACGGUGGAGGCGGCGAAGCCGAAAGGAGCAUCAGGAUCUGAGAAGGAGAACAACCCCGUCAGAACUCCAGAGGCUUUACCGGAGGCCAAGAAGGCAGAGUACCGUCUGCUCAAAGAGGAAAUCGCCAGCAGGGAGAAGCAGAAGAUGCUGAAGGAGCACAGUCAGAGUCCUCGGAGCUCCGCCUCACCUGCUGCCCCGGAGUCUGCGGUGGAUUCAUCAGGGAAGACAGCUGCAGAGGUGAAUCUGAGCGAAGCAGAGCAGAGACUCAACAAAAACAGGGAGCUGCUGCAGAGGGACGAGGCCGUGCUCAGACAUCUCCUCCAGCAGGAGCUGAAGAAGAGGGAGUCCCUGAAGGCUGCUGAGGCCAAGGUGGCCAAACUGAGAGAGCAGCUGCAGGCGUCAGAGAAGAUCGUCACUGCCAACAAGACGCUCCUCAAGAAGCUGCAAGAACAGGUGCAUCGCGUCGAACAUCGAGUGUCCAUAAAGAAGAGUCUGGCUGUCAGGUUGGAGCAGGAGCUGGCCCAGGCUCAGCUGGCUGCCGGAAGAGGAGCCAAACGCAGAUCGGACGCCAGCCGGACCCAGCUCAGCAAGCUGCAGCGUGUGGACGGAGUUCCUCGUGGCUCGGAGCGUCACUUUGCAGAGCUGAUUGCUCAGAAGCAGCGGUUGCAGCAGCUGGAGUCUGAAUACGCCCUCAAGAUCCAGAAGCUGAAGGAGGCCCAGGCGCUGCAUAACAAAGGACUUCCAUCGGAGCCGCCGCCACUUCGAGCCUCCACCCCUCCAGACCCUCAGAUCCAGAUGCCGACGCCCUCCAGCCCCUUCCCUCUGCCCCAGCCCUCCCUACACGACCUCACCCAGGACAAACUCACCCUGGACAGUGAAGACGUCGCUGAGGCUGACGAUCACGAAUCAGAAUCCGCGCCCGCGCCUGCACCCGCGUCCACCGCUGUGGCUGCGGGCCCCCGCCGACGCUCCCUCCGUCAGUCCAGCAGCUCCUUCACCAAACCCAACCUGGAGCAGCUUGGCUCCGCUCCAGCUAAAGACAGCAGCGCCGCCAAACCUGCCAAGGCCGCAGGUAGCCCUGAGGGUCCUGCAGAGGUGUUUGCGGGGCUGGACCUGGACGCUCUGAGGCUGAGGUACCAGCAGCAGCCCCGGCUGGGAGAGCUGCUGGUGAGGGAGCUGCAGAAACUGGGAGAAAAUGUCGACCGCCCCCCAGCGAGACAGGUGGUUUCAGUGGAGCUGGACACAGCAGGUCUGUCAGGCAGCACGGAGCUUAAACCUGUUCCCUUUGGAUCGUAUCACAGCCCUCUGCUGGUCUUCAGAUCCUACAGGUUCAGUCCGUACUACAGGACCAAGGAGAAGUUAUCUCUGAGCUCUGUAACCUACAGCAACGUCAUCGAGCCCAGGAAGUGUUUCUGUCGCUUCGAUCUCACAGGAACCUGCAACGACGACGGCUGCAGAUGGCAGCACAUGAGAAACUGCACUUUGACCGGAAACCAACUUUUCCAGGACAUUCUGUCGUACAAUCUGUCUCUGAUCGGCUGCUUCGAGAGCAGCUCGGACGAGGACAUCUGUGUCUCCACGGAGAAGUACAUGAAGAAGCUGUUUGGCACAAACAAAGAUCGUAUGGGAGUCGAUCAGAAGGCCGUGCUCCUCGUCAGCAAAGUGAACGAAAGCAAGCGACACGUUCCUCCGUUCACCACCUGCAAAGACGUGAGGAGGUGGAGACCGAAGCCGUCGGCGCAGAGCGGCGUCGGCCCCGAGGACGACGACGAGCGUGAGACCGGAGGCGGAAACGUCACAUCUGGGGGAUACGAUGACUGCUCCACGACCAACCUGUCUGCUUUAGAUGUGUGCGUCACAUCAGAGGACAAGCGUUACUUUGUCAGUGAGACAGACGACAUAUCAAACCUGGAGACCAGUGUUCUGGAGAGUCCUCGAGACACUCAGCUGUGGAUCAAACUCGCCUUCAAGUACCUCAGUCAGAGCGAAAUGUCAGCAGCCGAGUGUUUGGAAGCCGCCCUGAACACGCUUUCUCGUGCUCUGGAAAGUAACUGUGAUAACCCGGAGGUGUGGAGCCACUACCUGUCUCUGUUCUCCAGACGAGGCAGUCGAGAGGAGGUCCAGGAGAUGUGCGAGAUGGCUGUGGAGCAUGCGCCCGACUACCGAGUGUGGUGGAAGUAUCUGAGCCUGGAGAGCUCGUUCGAGGGGAAGGACUACGUGUGCGAUCGACUGCUGCAGUUUCUCCUCACUGAGGCGUCUUCGGGUGUCACGGACAAACUGUCCUUCCAGCUGAUGGAGGCUCUGCUCUACAGAGUCCAGCUCAACCUGUUCACAGGCAGGAUGGAGAGCGCUCUGGCUGUUUUACAGAACGCUUUGAAAUCAGCCCACGACAGGAGCAUCGCCGACCACCUGACAGCCGGCGACCGAGCGCUGGUUUGGCUCAGCUACAUCCACCUGACGGAGUUCGACCGGCUACCGUCCGGCCUGUACGACCCGGCGGAGACCGGGCCCUCCAGACUGGUCAGCAGAGAGUCCUUCCUGCUGGAGUGGAGAACGCCGCAGGACAUCAGCACGCCGCCGGACAUCCUCAUCGCUCUCUUCCAAGACGCCAUCCGUCAGUGCAGUGAGGAGUCUCUGUCUCAGGCUGAGAGGACGCUGGCCUGUCUGCCUCUUCACACCAACCUCAUCUUCCUGAACAAGCUGCUGCAGAGGUAUGACGAGGGCAUCGUUCUGUGUGAGUCUCUGCUGGAGUUCUGUCCCGAGUCCUGCGCCCUGCGAGACGCUCUGGCCGACCUCCACAUCGGGAAAGGAAACGGGGAUCAGGCGGUCAGCAUGUGGCUUCACGCUCUGGCUGAGUGUCCCAACAACGCCGAGGUCUUCUAUCACUCCUGCAAGUUCCUCAUGUCUCAGGAGAAGUCGAGCGCUGUUGUUCCUCUGUUCCGAGGAUUCAUCCUGUCGCUCUGUGAGGACGAACAGAGUCAGAGGACACCUGUUGACGUUCUGCGCCACAUCCUUGGUUUUCCCACCGAGGAGCUGCUGAGAGGUCCGGUCCUCAAGAAGGAGCUUCAGGAGCAGCUCAGGCAGCAGACGCCCUACCUCCACCUGAUUCACUGUCGCUGGCAGUGGCUGCACGGGUCUGUGGAGGAAACGGUGGAUGCGUUUGAGAGAGCGCUGGGCUCAGCCAUGCCGCUGGAAGAGCUUCACACGCUGUGGACGGACUACCUGCUGUUCAGCCGCAGUCAGCAGACCCGCGGCCCCGCCCACAGCCCCGCCCACAGCCAGUCCAGGCUGUUCUCAGACCUGGUCCAACGCUGUCUGAGCACCGUCCCGUCUCGCCUGGAGCUCCCCUUCAACCCGGCGGAGUUCUGGAGCUGCUACCGCUUCCACAACAAGGUGGUGACUCUUUACCUGAGCUGCCUGCCACAGACCCAGCAUGCACCUGUCCUGGAGAGACUGUUGUACGCCAUGCCCAACAACACUGAGCUGGGCCUGAGGUUGCUGUAUCAGGAGUGGCAGGAUGGAAACUUGGAACACCUGAAGUUCCAGGCCAGGAUGCUGAGCGGUAACUCUCCAAAGUGUUUGGCCAACUGGAAGAUAGCGAUAGCUGUGGAGGAGGAGCUGAAGGAGCGAUCUGAGGUGCGACUUCUCUAUCAGCAAGCUCUCCACCACCUUCCACUGUGUGCUGCCCUGUGGAAAGAUCGCCUGCUGUUUGAAGCGUCUGACGGAGGUGUCUCAGAUAAGCUGAGGAGGCUUGUAGACUGGUGUCAGCAGGUGGGCGUGAGUUUGGUCGUGGGCCGAGCUCAGGGAGAAGAUCACUGAUGGUCCUCGGCUCCGUCUCCGCGACGUCAGACUCCGACACUUGUUAUCAUCGCAACAAUAAAAAGAAAUCAGCAGAUUGGCUGUAGAUGAUUGAGUGAGAGCAGACAAAUCAGACGAGGUAAGACAGACGUCCCCCUCCGCCUCCUCCAGGACACCUCGGAGGCCCCUGUGCUCCCUCGAAUGUCCACAUGUGGACCUGCUUAUGUCCCAUCACAUCAUGUACGUAAGUAUAGACCUGCUGAGUGCCGAUCCGUGUCCUCCCUCCUUUUGUUUCUGUCACUUUUCAUUUGGAUUUCAUUUCCCUCCCUCUUUAUUUUACGUUCCCUCAGGCGGGGGGUUGUGGUUGGGAGUGACCGUGACAUCUCACUGUGGUGUUUGACCCCUCCCCAGUGUGUGUUUUAAAGGAUGCCCCCCCCCCCCCCCCUCCCUCACCCCCCUCCCUCACCCCCCUCCCAUAGUGAAGCUGCAACAUCUGCACGUUGGUUUUUCUUUGUGUCCCAGAGGAAAAGGAAGACUUUUAUUUUGUUAAACUGAUCAAACUGAGUAUUGAUCUGGGUGCCGAGCGGCGCGGCUGCUUCCUGUUUAGUAUUUUCUCUUUGGGUUCGAUGUGAAUGAGCGUGAGAGACACUGCCACAGAGACUGAUCCACGCCGAGCCCAGCUCCGGGAACUCCCUUUAAACGCACUACUGUCAGAGACGGUCAGGACGCGCUCUCAUGUGCAAUUUGUCUUUUUCUUUUUGUCAAAGUUCUGCCACAUAAUCAUUAAAGAGUAUUAGCGAGGAGAGGAGAGUAAAGUCCUUCCACUGUUGUUUUUUAUAUGUUGGAUUUAAAUGUUAUUAAAUUAUUUUCUAAAGAU